This is a messenger RNA of Tilletiaria anomala UBC 951, 3454 nucleotides long. RefSeq lists its product as uncharacterized. Bases 392 to 3262 code for a protein of 956 amino acids. NCBI's taxonomy places the organism in Eukaryota, Fungi, Basidiomycota, Exobasidiomycetes, Georgefischeriales, Tilletiariaceae. The transcript is spliced from 3 exons. The record is from RefSeq and is a predicted model, not a curated record. Gene Ontology annotation, biological process: regulation of chromosome condensation.
ACAUCGAUCGUCAAAGGCUCUCCGCACCGCUCCCCGCACACGCCCUCUAAGAGGCCAAAGGAUCUUUCAGCCCUUUUUUCUUUCGCUACCACAGAUUGCAAGGUCCAACAUGGCAAUGGAAUCGCCACAAGCGACAGUACAAGGACUAAUCACGAUGGUGCCAGCGAUCGCAAGGGAGGGGCUAGAAGCCUUGGUGCGCAAGAACGCGAGCAAGAGGUUACUGGAUGCAGCAGCACAAGCAGCAGCAGCCCAAUGAAAAAGAGAAAGGUUCUCUCUUCACAAGCCCUCAGUGACGAUGCCGACGAGCCGUCCCUGACGCAUGCGGAUGCGCUUGAGCCCGAGCUCACCCCUGGCCCGCUAACGAGAAUGAGAGCCAAGGCUUGCGGCCCGCAUGAAAGGCGCGGUCUCGGAUGUGACGCAACCUAAAUCACAAGCUCCGUCCCCAGGUGUUCGUCCAAAUAUCUUAAAACGUUCCAAGUCCCCUCAUUCUCAAGGGCCCUCGCUCUUCGACAGCCUUGUAGGCGUGCAAACGUCACAAUCACCCUCGCCGUCGCAUUUUGCUUCUACCCCCGCAUCCCCAUCUGCAUGUUCGCGCGAUGGCAAAGGUCUCUCGUCGCCUUGUGAUGCUCAAGUGGUAUGUAAGUCGCAGUCAAAUUCGCAGGAAACCACAAUUUCUCGUUCCCAUCAAGCAGCUACGCGAUAUAACAGCGCAGCAGCUUCCAAACCUACGUCAGCAGCAACUGGAGGCCUGAGCGGAGCGAUCUCACGCGCAAAGACCUACGGUGCUCAGCGUAGCUUUCUCGUGGACGCGUCCAAUUGGUCUCAUGAAAGCUCCGGACUGCAUGAGCGGUUGCGCAAAAGUGGCGAGUUGCGUGUUGAGCUCGGCGAUGGGAGCCUUGCUUGUAUCAGUGAGAGGGGGGAAGAGAUGUUAAGUGUUGAUGCAGAGCAAGGCCAAACUUGGCGAUCGCGAUCCAAUUCGCCAUCAGGCGGCGUUAGGCGCUCACGUAGGGCAGGAGCCACUUCCUCAAAGGCAGCAGCGCUGGACUCCCUCCUCGGCCUCGACACCUCGCAGGCGAAACCAAAGGCGCGAGAGAGCUAUAAGGAUCUGCUCAAAAAGUGGGGAGAGGGAGAUCUGGAGGAGCAAGGAGCACAGGCUUUCAUGGAGUUAAAAUCUGUCACCUCGCUCCGCUCCGCAGGCGAGAAUCGUCGAUUCAACGAUGAGCUCGAAUAUCUUCUUUCUGGCCUCGACACAAGCGAACCGCGCUCCCUUUCAACACGGCAGAGCUCCUGUGCACUUAUCGUCGUUGAAAAGUGUUGCCCCUCACCAUUGCAACUUAGCUCUAAUGGCAAAGGAGUCAGUGGCAUCAGAUGUCACGAACACCAUGAUGCUGACGAAGAAGGGGAUGAGGGAAAAAAACAGGCCGAGUUGGAUGAAUCGAUGACCUUCUUGCGCAACUUGCAAGUCACGGACAACAUCCAGCGUCUCUACCGCGCUUUGCUUGCGUGCGGCUGCGCAGCACCGCUGACGAGCGACCUGCAUGAUCCGUCUGGUACGCUCGACGCCAUCUUUGCGUUGUACCUUGCUCGCCUCGUCGCUGCAGGAAGCGGAGCAGGUUCAAGUGCUACUGGUGGCGAAAAGGGCGAAAUAGGCGCUAGCAACGGAGGCCUCGCGGAAGACCUGCUGCGUACCUCCACUUCUCAUCGCGACCAUGGUCAUGCUUCGCUCUCUGAGGCAAACGGCCGCGUUUCAGAGCAUUUUGGUGGACCAUAUUCUCUUGAUCCACAUGACCACGCUACUCAGGAGCUGCACCUGUGCCAUGUGCUGAGCCGGAUGUUGCAGCUGACCGAGGAGCGCGACGCGCUCGCUGCGGAGGACACCGCCGUCCGUGCCUCCCGCGCCACACUUGUCGAGCAGAAUUCAGCAAAGGGCACGGCGGGCGGACCGGGCGGCAGUAGAAACCGAAAGCAAGGGAAUACACUGCGACUUGUACGAGAAGCCGUGCAGGCAUGUCGCUUCUCAUUUGCUUCUUCUCACCUUCAGCUGCAAGGCGUCCGAGAGGAUCUGCAGCGGCCAUCUACACGUGACCUGAUCUUUUUUACCCUCACGGAGCUCAUUCCAUGCUUGUCUCCCGAGGCGCUGCGGCUGCUCUCUUUUGGAGGCGAGGGCUCAGAGUUCGACUUCGCGCAGCCGGCUUCGCAGCAGAGCGAAGACUCUACGCAGUUGAUGUGCGCGCUCGAUUGCUUAAUCAAGGCUUACCGGGCUAACGUCCCAUUGUGCGAAUCGUCCGGCGCAUGUACAGCCUCGGCUGCGACUUCGUCGAUGCCCUACGGUGACCGCAGCUUCAGCUGCGGUAACACUGGCCGUGGCGGUGCCAAGUUCAAGACCGAUGUCACGUCCUCCAAUCUCCAUGUCAUGCAUGCCUGCCUCGUUUCGAUCCUCAGCCGCGUCUCAGACGUAGCGGGCUCGCUUGCCGCCAGGAAGAUACGGCGUAAGCUACAGCCUCUCGUUCCGCAUCUCCAGAAAAGCUUUUUAAAUGGCGCCAGUGCAUCCGAGCAGCACUCCGCGCAUUCAGGGGCGUUUAGCAUGCUGGUACAGCUCCUUGUCCUCUCGACGCAAGACAGUGCCGAAAAUUGCCAGGCCCUCGGCAGCGUCCCCUUUCUGGAAGCGUUGCUUGCACGAGCGGUUCCGGCGUCGAGACCCGCGAACAUCUCUGGCAAAACAUCAAGAGAGCUAGGCAAGGAGGGAGAGGACGCUGAAGAAAACGGCUUUGCAGAUGUCGAACAAAGAUGCUUGAUACUCAGCCUGCUCACGAACAUCCUCGAAGCUUGUCCUUCACAACGCGCCCUCAUCGCCGAUGCACCAAUUCUCGUUCACACCGGUCGCGAGCAGAACUUGCAUUCCAGUCCUGCACUCUCGAUUCUCGCCGCGGCGUAUAUGGACAGUUCAAGAAAUGCUCAAGAAGAGCAGACGGCAAAGGCUGCUGCAAUUGGAGUCUUCACUGGCUGCUUAUCCGUACUGCUUGCCCUGCUCCUCGUUGGUAGUGAGCAGCGCCGAGCAUCUUUCAUCGCAGCCGCAAAUGCUCGCCGAGGCGCCGCGGAGGCAAUGCAACAGCUCCUGGAGAGCCUCGAGGAUUUCGCGGCCGCGAACCGAGAGCUGCGACUUGCAGCUGAUCAGCAAGAAUUGCGAAAUACCACGGACGAGCAAAUGGACAAGAUCCAGUUGCUAGCAGAUCAACUGCGCAGCGAGUUUGGAAGCGUGUAAUUUAGUCAGAUGCGCUGCACUACAUGUCGUUGGGCCACAACGCCAUCGUGAAAUGAAAGUGCCGAACACUUGUCGCGCUGUCCGAAAUGCACAGAGCUCCUGCAGAGAGAGACUCAAUCUCUCGCCACUACACUGCAUGUAAUGCAGCGGUGCGCACAGCGGGCGAGAGGAAUUCCGUCUGCCUUUGUCACA